AUGGCCAAGGCCGAGUCGCUCCUGCUGUCCCGGCACCGCACAGGCCACUUCCUCGCAUUGUCCCCGCGCCCGGAGCGCGCAGAGAGCAGCAGGGCACAGGGGAAACGGCGCUUUCCUGCAAGCUCCCAGCUGAGGCUGAGAGGCGUGCGUGGCCUGCACAGCACCUCGGGGUGCUCCGAGGUGGUGGGGAGCUCGCAGGCAGCAGAGGCGCCCACCUCUAACCUCGACCUCGAGACCAAGAAAGCUGCCCACGCCAAGCUGCCAUGGCAGCAGCCGGUGAACGUGUUCCUGGCCUCCGGCCGCCCACCAGGCAUGGAGCAGCUGCACCAAGAGGCCCAGCUCAACCUCCAGAGCUUGCUGCAAGAAGAGUAUGAGGAGCAGUACACAGAGACCAGGGUCACCGGGCAGACCUUCCGCGCCGCCGGCCACCUGCCCCCAGACACCCCCUCCGAGCCAUCGCCCCGGCCCCCACCUGCCAAGCGUCUUGAGUUCGUGCUUAUGCCCCCAAGCCGGCGAGGAAACGAAGACGAGACCACCACUACCACGCUUGGUGUGAGGCCUCCCGAGGCCUCCCUGAGCCUCCCCACCACCCCAGACAAGCAGACAGGCUGGACCAGGGCCUUCCCCCUGCCCACCGUGGAGGAGAAGCAGUGGCACCAGUCCUGCUCCAUCCAGACCAACAUCGUCCCCAUCAAUGUCUCUGGGCAGCACUUUACUAGGCACGCGAGUGCUCGUCACUCCCUGUUUAACACAGAGACCGCGAUGAACCCCAAGUCCACCCUGCGGCGUAGACGGACCAUUAUCGGAUUCCCUAACCUGUCCCUGCGAGACCAAGGCAGCCCCAACGGCCCCACGUUCAACGCGCACGCGCCCAUUGCGGAGUCCGUGUCCUGCAGCUUUGUGCCUGAGAGAACCUUCAGUGACCUAGGGGAGACCCGGUGCUACCAGACACCCACCAAGAUGGACAGUGCAGCCAUGGCCUACACCGGGGCCUGCAAUGGGCCACAGGGCUCCACCUUCUCCCCAACAUGGAGCUCCAGUUCCUUCAGCUACGUGAGUCCCCCCAGCCCCGCUGCAGGCCAGAGCAAGGGACCUGCGUGUUCGUCCCCAGGCAGCUCCAGUGCGUCGCCCAUACUGGGCUCCCCCGCGAACACUGAGCGGGCGGCCUCCUUCUUCAUUGCCAAGGAGGAGCACGUGGGCAGCAACGGGCCCAGCUCCUUCUCCUAUCCAGUGCCUGAAUUUCCCCCAGCCAAUGCAGGUGGCCAGAGGUGCGAGGGCCGAGAAACCAGAGUGAAUUUCUCCCCAGGAAGCAAAGAGGAGGCAGAGACGGAGAGGGAGCCGUCGCGCCUGGAUGUGGAUCGGGCAGCCUGCCGGUUUCGUGAGCGGUCGCUGUCGGUGCCCACUGACUCAGGAUCCCUGUGCUCCAUGGACAUUGCAUAUGCUGAGAACCGGAGAGGCAGCACCAACUACACCUUGAACUACCCCAGUGCCAGCUCUGAGGGCAGCACAAGCACCGAUAACGUCUCCCUGGGGCUGGAACACGAUGCUCAGCAGAGGCGGCGCUCCAAAAGCAUCUCCCUCAAGAAGGCCAAGAAGAAACCAUCACCACCUACACGCAGCGUCUCUCUGAUUAAAGAUGAGCAAAUCACCCUGGGGGGGUCUGGCCCUGUGUUGCCAAAGGAUCAGAGACCCAAGAGCCUGUGCAUCUCGCUGGACACUCAGGGCCACCGGCUGGUGCACUCAGAUCCACAGGGGAGCACAGGCAGAGAGCCCGAUGGUGUGGCCCGCUCCCAUCAGUGGUAUCUCACAGACUGGAAGUCUGGAGAUCCCUACCAGUCGCUCUCCAGCUCCAGUACAGCAACAGGGACCACAGUGAUUGAGUGCGUCAAGGCACGGGGCAGCUCUGAGUCCCUCACAUCCCCCUCUAUUUCCCGGGCCACAACACCCUCCCAACUCUCCACAGAGGUGGACCUCAAAACCUCUUCCCCGGGUCGGCGCACUGGAUUGAUGUCCCCAUCUAGCGGGUACUCCAGCCAGUCGGAGACUCCAACUCCGACCAUCCCCACAUCAAUGAUCCUUGGACACUCCCCACACCAGGUGCGCGUGAGGCCACUGGUCCCAGAGAGGAAGUCCUCACUGCCCCCUACGUCCCCCAUGGAGAGAAGCCCCAAGUCCAGGCUCUCCUUUGACCUGCCUCUCACACCGCCCGCCCACCUGGACCUCUCAGGGCUGAAGAUCUCCCUAAAGGGGAAGAUGAAAGUCAGCCGACACCACUCGGACUCCACCUUUGGCACCAAGCUGGUCCAGAAGACCAGCCCCAUCCAACCCAUCAUGCCCAUGGUCACACAGUCCGACCUCCAGUCUGUCCGCCUGCGCUCCAUCAGCAGGUCGGAGCCAGAGGACAACACAGACGGCCCAGACCAUGGUGAGGAGCCAACACAUGGUCCCUGCACUGUGCCCGAGAGGAAGGUGAAGCCGCCCGUGACAGAGAAGCCACCACUGGCCAGAAGACCCCCAAACAUCCUGCAUAAACCCCUGACCCUGCGGGAGGAGGGUCCCCUGUCCCCCACGUCCCCACCAGGCAUGACCACCAAGGAGAAGGACAGCUUCAUGGUGUUGCGGAAAGGGGAGCUGAGGAGGAGUCCGGCAGAGCCCCUCUCAACCUCAGCCUUGGCAGGGCUGCGGCGGCUCUCACAGGGCAGCCUGGAGGAUGAGCCACGGCCAGAGCGUAGCGGUGCCACGGAGGGGGAGCGGAGGAAGUCCAAGGUCCCCCCGCCAGUGCCCAAGAAGCCCAGCGUGCUUUACCUGCCACUCACACCGGUGCCAGCUCAGCAGGGAGCCAACACGGGGGACCAGGCACUGAGCCCCAGCCCCAUCAUCACACUGGAUGCUGACACCAGCUGCUGCGACCCAGAUGCCGAUGACUUCCCUCCUCCAGUGGCCUUGGGCACAGCACAAGGUGACGAGACCCCUUCUGAGCAAGGCAGCUCAGCAGAGGCUGGUGUGGAGGAAAAGAGCUUUGCAAGCGACAAGACAGCCGACUCCAUUGCAGAGGAGGAUGAUGAUGUGUUCAUGGCAUCCCGCACCACAGAGGAUCUGUUCACUGUGAUCCACAGGUCGAAGAGGAAGGUGCUUGGGUGGAAGGAACCCGGAGACACAUUUGGCAGCCGGCCCAAUUCUCACUCACCUGUAAAGACUUCAGGGUCUCCAACCAGUGAGUCCCCUGCAGUGGCCAAAACCAGUCCCGGUACCCGGCCAUCUGCAGCUGAACUGCUCAAGACCACAAACCCGCUGGCUCGGAGGGUCAUAACGGAGUUUGCCCCUGAGCUGGAUGGUGCAAAUAGCCCGAAGAGCCAGCCCUAACCACGCACAGUCCCUGAUGGCUAGAAAGGCC
Tinamus guttatus (white-throated tinamou) is the source of this 3394-nucleotide messenger RNA. The record is from RefSeq and is a predicted model, not a curated record. NCBI's taxonomy places the organism in Eukaryota, Metazoa, Chordata, Aves, Tinamiformes, Tinamidae.